AUGGACACCGCGGAGAGCGCCGAGCGCGCGCACAGCCCAGCGCUCCCACCCCCGCGCAGUCUCUGCCCGCCGCCGGCGCAACCCGGGUACCGAUCAGCCAGGAUCCACCCCUCUCCGUGCCCGCUGCCUGCGGAGCCAGAGGACUGCUUGGCCCCGGCUCAUCCCCACGCACCCUCCACCUCACCCCUCGCCCUGUGCCCGCUGCCCUUGCCCGUGCCCAGUGUCCGUGCUCGGUCCUGGCUGUGUGCUGUGGCCGGGCUCACGUUCUUUACGCGCGGUUUGCGCUUGCCUUCCUGCAGGUCCGAGGGCUUCUGGAGACCUUGGCUUCGAACCCCCGGAGAGAAAGAGAAGCGGGAGGAGCCCCGUGCUGCAGACGCGUUGCCCAGUGGCCCUGGAGUGACGGAAGCCCCAGGAAAGCUUUCUCAGUACCAACACCCUGUCAGACUGUUCUGGCCCAAGUCCAAGUGUUACGAUUACUUAUAUCAAGAAGCAGAGACUCUCCUGAAAAACUUCCCAAUUCAAGCUACGAUUUCGUUUUAUGAAGAUUCUGAUAGUGAAAAUGAAAUUGAGGGGCUGGCCUGUGAAAAUCAAUCUAAUUAG
Molecule: messenger RNA, 600 nt
Organism: Alexandromys fortis (reed vole)
Lineage: Eukaryota; Metazoa; Chordata; Mammalia; Rodentia; Cricetidae
Gene: Ripply2
Product: ripply transcriptional repressor 2
Biological process (GO): negative regulation of transcription by RNA polymerase II; embryonic pattern specification
Cellular component (GO): nucleus
Source: RefSeq, a predicted model, not a curated record